Messenger RNA from Dreissena polymorpha, 3305 nucleotides. RefSeq lists its product as uncharacterized. Lineage: Eukaryota; Metazoa; Mollusca; Bivalvia; Myida; Dreissenidae. Gene Ontology annotation, molecular function: protein binding. Bases 319 to 1764 code for a protein of 481 amino acids. The record is from RefSeq and is a predicted model, not a curated record. The transcript has 9 exons.
UCCGUUGCCAAUGCACUAUGGACACAUGUAAACAAUAUGGCGACCAAAUGUUUUUUUUUACUGAAAUGAAGUCGAUAUUUCAGAAUAAGUUCGCAUUUGAAAUAAAAUAUAAUAACACAAAUGAAUACAACGUUACACAAGAGACUUUGCUAAAAUUUUGAAUAAUGCAGGUUAUUAACGUAAACCAACUUAAAUGUUGAAAAUUUCGACUCAAUUGCAUGUAAUUUGAAUUUCAAAAUCAAAUGAGACAGUUAAAGUCUGAAUGAAACUAAAACAUAUUUAGAUAAAUACUGUGACAUUGUUUUAGUAUAAGUAAGCAUGGCAACAACAAAUAAAAAGGGAAAUUUAAAAGCUCGUGUUCAAACAAAGGAGCGUGAAAAGCUUGUUUUCAGUAUCUUUGUAAGAUUGUUCACUAAUGAAAAAUUCCAAUUGAAAAAUAUUUCCAAUGACAUGAAAAUUAAAGACCUUAAGAUGUAUAUGGAAUUUGCAACUGGUGUCCCUGUUCAUAUGCAAAGGAUUAGUUAUUUAGAUGAAGGUGAACUUUUGGAUCACACAGACAUAAGAAGUAAUGACAUAGUGGCAGGUGCAACAUUGAGCAUGGCCGUCUGGCCAAUGUGGAAGGAACUCAUAGAAGCAUGUGCAGCAAAUGACAUUGAUUGGGUAUUCCGCUUGGGUGUAAGCCAGCCAACCACAUACCACACUCCUGGUAGUGAUUACAUGACAAAGCGUGCAAGGAAAGCUUGGCUUCAAGAGAGGGCCUUCCUUGCCUUAUUUAUUGCUGCCCACAGAGGCCAUGAAAAACUAGUCAGGCGACUUUUAGAGUCUGGUGCUGAUGUAAAUGCAAGCACCCUGCUUGGAAGGACACCCCUUCAUGUUGCCGCUUCACAGGGACAUGGAAAUAUUGUAGAUUUACUCCUGGAACAUGGUGCCGACAUUGAUGCCGAAGACGAAACUGGUCAAAAUGCUCUCAAUAUUGCUGCCAAGUUUGGACAUAAAACCUGCGAGCGCCACUUGUUCUUAUUCCGCUGGCAAGAGCGCGCCAAGCGAACCAAACCCAGCGCUGAACCCCCACUUAUGGCUCACCAAUACUACGACUCAGCUUUUCCUGUUUGGAAGAAAGGGGGAAAAUGUCAGGUGUACUUUAUGAAUAUUUUGCCACCCGGGGAGUACGAAGGGACAAGAUUUGGGUCUCCAAAGCGUAGAACCGACUUGACAGAAGAAGAGAUGAAAGAGUAUGAAGAAAUAGGGAAAGAUGGAAAGUUACCAGCAAUUUCUGAGGGGAAGCGAUGGAGAGCAAAAAGUGGACCAGCCCGAAUUGGCAAGAGAGGAGCUGUGUCAUAUGAUGAGUGGCUCGGACGCAAACUGGCUGCCGAGCAAAAAAUCCUUGAUAUAAAGAAAGCGGCACAGGAGAAGGCGAAAUUAGAAGAGGAGGAAAGGAUUUUGAAGUUGAAGCGACAGGAGGUUGAACAAAGUGAAUCCUACGAGACCUGGCUGGCCAAUAAAGAGACAGAAAGACGAACUGUGGCUCCUCCCUCAGGCCCGCCCCCUGUCCCAGGCCCGGCCUCUAUCAUCCGCCCACCGGAGCUCGACAGUUCUGACCGCACCCAAGACUCGGUCAGACAGGACGGUUACUUGCGAACAUAUCUUCGAUCAUUGGAUGAGCGGAAAAAAGCAAACGCUUAUUUCUGUUUUGAGGACUGGCUUGACGAAAAAGAGAAAACCGUUCUUGGAAUUCAAAGACAUAAAACAACAUUUGCCACAUGAUCUUUGCAGAGUUUCAUUCUUUUUUAUUUAUUUAAAUGAUAAAAUAUGAACAUUUAUCCAACAUCUUAUUUGAUAUAUUGUUCAUGUAGGUUAUUUAUUUUGAUUUAAAGAAAAUAUGCUCACAGGAUUUUUACUCUGUGACUAUAUUAAAGUUUUAAACGUUUUGUGCUGAGUUUUGGUGACUAUUUUCCAUUUUUCAAUGUUAAUUAUAUUUUUUUUUGUGGUUGAAGAAGUUGGGGGAAAAGUUAAGAAUGUUUAACUGAUUUUGAUAAAAUAUUGCUUAUUUACAAUUAUCAAUCUCUUACAUUAUAAUGGUGUUUAAAAAAAAUAUUUUGAAUAAUAAAAAGUUAUUAAAAGUUUAAACUGCCAAUUGUUGAGUAAUUCAAAAAACCAAGGUUGAUUUAUCAACAUUUCAUAUGUUUUCUGAGUAGUUUGCCUUUGACAAAUGGAAAAUACAUACUAAAACUAUAAAUUCUAAUAAAAGUAUUUUGUUUGAAGAUACAAAAUAUUGAUAUUGUCACUGUUUGUUUUCUAAAAAACACAUAUUAUUGGAUGAUAUAUUUUAGGAUAUCACUGUUUAUGGACAACAAUUUUCAUUUCAUUAACAUCAAGAGAGAUAUAAAAAAAAUGCCAUCAGUCAAUGGAAGCAACAAUAUUUAAAGAGCCAUUUGUCAUAUUGCCUAACUCGACCCACACUUAGAAAUUUCAAUUUGUAUGGCCCAAAUGUUACAGAUUUGUUUGAAAUAAUAGUAUAAUAAAACUUAAUUGAAUACAUUUUGUAUUAUUGACAUGCAUUUGAUGCUUGGAUAAACCAUUUUGGUUUAACUAUUUUGUUCAUUUCAAUAUCUAUGCACAGGGAUGAAUAAUUUAUAAGAUCAAUUAACAGUGACAUUCAGAUUAUAUUUGUCUAAAAAACGGUGUCCAAAUAUUUUCCAUGCUGUAUUUUGGUUGCAAUUGCUUACUAUCCACAGCAUUUAAAUACAGGUAUGCUUUUCAUUAUGUAUUUCCGUUAUUUUUUUUAUUUUUUUUCGAAUUCAAGGAAGCAAAAUAAGACUGACGAUAAAAAUUGAAUACAAAAAUGUAUGAUAUUAUUUCUUUAAAAUAGUUUUUUUAUCUAAAUAAUGAUAUUUCUAAUAAGCUUUUGUAUCUAUUUAAUUAAAUUAUUACUAAAAAUUAAUUUGAUUAAUUUGUGACAAUAAAAAACACACACUUGAAUGAUAAUUAAAAAUGCUAAGAUGAUGGCAUGGCUCAAUUUGGUAGAAAGAAUGCAGGUAAUGUUACCUUAUCAUGGAAAUCAAAAUUUUAGAAAAAAUGUGUCCAUGUUAUUUCAACAGAAAACAUUAACAACCUUUAAUUGAAUUCACAGAGUUGGAACUCAGUGAUAUAUGUUUGAUAAAAAUGUGAUCAUGCAUAUUGUAUAUUUUUACAUGAAUUUUCAUAAAAAACGUAUGUUGAGUAUUAUUUUAAAUUGUCUGUUUCAUAGUGUAUAUUUUACUUUUAUAUUUUUUAAGCAGUUAAUUGAAAUAAACCGUGAUAUGUUU